UGAUACUAUAAGUUGCAGUAUGUAAUGAUAACGGAUUAAUAUACCUCUGCGUAAAAUAGAAUGCAAAGGCCAAUUAUAAAGCUGACAGAUUUAUAACAUGAAGCAGAGUAAGGAUUGCUAUCGGAGCUUUGAAGGACUUCGGGUAUAGAGUUAUAUGCAUGCUAGUUACAUACAGCCGAGGGGUUGCUUUACGUAUAUCAGUCUCAAUUUCGGGUCCAACGUGAGCAGAGCAUUCAAACUUUCUCAAAAACAAACCAGUUCUAUUUAACUUUAAAGAGCUUCGCAGCUAGAGUAUCCGCACUAUGGCUAUCUUCCACGUUGUCAUGUUCAAAUUCAAAGACCUUGUGCCCCAGGAGGAAGUCAAGGCAGCUUGCGCCCAGAUGCUGGCUCUAGGAUCGAAUUGCAUCCAUCCCACGACGAAGAAACCCUAUGUGAAGGUACAUGGUGGAGGGAAAGACAACAGUCCUGAAGGAAAGCAGCUUGGAAUGACGCACGCAUUCGUCUUCGAGUUCGAGUCGGAUGAAGAUAGAGCGUAUUAUCUUCACAAAGAUCCAGCUCACUCGGAAUUUGUUGCGAGUGUCGUAAACUUACUCGAUAAACUUCAGGGUGUAGAUUUUACCCCUGGUGAGUUCUAAGUUAUGAGACUUGACAAGUGAGAUGGAAGCUCGCGAUGAGGUGAACGCGUUGGGGCUUGUGAAAGUCGGGGGGAAAGCGGGCGGGUGGAGGCAGUGAAUGAAAUGACGUCGAUUUGAUUGGUGUCUAGCGAAAAGUGGAAAAGCGCGUACGCUAGAGCCAAUUAAGAUUAAUUAGAGCCCUACGUCAUCCCCCACCUUACAGGUACCUUAGUAGCUUUGCUAAGCUACGCCCCACUUUAACCCACUGUGUAUGUAGGUACCUACAUAAUGGCGUCGGGGUCCUGGGGUUUGCAGGCAAUGGAACUAGCAGUACAAACCAAAACGUCCACUACAGACACGCAGGAACGGAACAACCAAUGUUCAUGAUCCAAACUUGUAAU
Messenger RNA from Daldinia vernicosa, 1015 nucleotides. RefSeq names its product stress responsive A/B barrel domain protein. Lineage: Eukaryota; Fungi; Ascomycota; Sordariomycetes; Xylariales; Hypoxylaceae. The coding region runs from base 303 to 635 and encodes 110 amino acids. The transcript is spliced from 3 exons. The record is from RefSeq and is a predicted model, not a curated record.